This is a messenger RNA of Cyprinodon variegatus (sheepshead minnow), 1373 nucleotides long. RefSeq names its product nudC nuclear distribution protein (gene nudc). The record is from RefSeq and is a predicted model, not a curated record. Lineage: Eukaryota; Metazoa; Chordata; Actinopteri; Cyprinodontiformes; Cyprinodontidae. The transcript has 9 exons. Gene Ontology annotation, biological process: protein folding. Gene Ontology annotation, cellular component: cytoplasm. The coding region runs from base 133 to 1134 and encodes 333 amino acids.
GUUAGUUUCCAGGAAGUAAGUCGUGUGACAACACGCUCAGUCUAAUGCUCGUUUUCUUCUGGUCAGUUUACUUGCAUUUAUUUUUGUAACUCUCCUAGCCAACAGUACCGUUAGCAUUCAACCUCUAGCGACAUGGGGGAAGAAGAAGAAAAAUAUGACGGCAUGUUGCUCGUCAUGGCCCAGCAACACGAAGGAGGAGUGCAGGAGCUAGUGAACACAUUUUUCAGUUUCCUGCGACGCAAGACUGAUUUCUUCAUAGGCGGAGAUCCAGGAGCUGCAGAAAAGCUGGUUAAAGAGAGCUUCGAUCACCACAGCAAACUGGCCCUGAAAGCCCACAAAGACAAACAAGUGAAACAGGAGAAGGAAAAGAAAGAGAAAGCAGAACGAGCUGCCAAGCUCGCUGAGGAGGAGAGGAAAAAGAAGAACCAAGACGGACCAAGAAUUCAGGAGCUGACAGACGAGGAAGCAGAGAAGCUACAGUCUGAGCUGGACAAGAAGAAGAAAGAGGAGGAGAAAAUAAAGAAUGAAACGACAAAUGAAGAGAAGACGUCUGACAAAGUAGAGAAGGGGUCUGACUCAGAGACGGAGGAGGAUGAGAAGGACAAAGAUAAACUGAAGCCUAAUUCAGGAAACGGAGCCGACCUUCCAAACUACAAAUGGACUCAAACGCUGUCAGAAGUAGAUAUCGCUGUGCCUUUUGAUGUAAAGUUCCGUAUCAAGGGCAGAGACGUAGUGGUGGACAUCCAGCGUCGCUCCAUCAAGGUCGGUCUGAAGGGUCAUCCUCCCGUCAUAGAAGGUCAGCUUUACAAUGAGGUGAAGGUGGAGGAGAGCUCCUGGCUCAUCGACGACGGCAAAGUGGUUACUGUCCACCUAGAGAAGAUAAAUAAAAUGGAGUGGUGGAGCAGGAUUGUUACCACAGAUCCAGAAAUAAACACCAAGAAAGUCUGCCCUGAAAACUCCAAGCUGUCAGACCUGGAUGGAGAGACGCGUGGAAUGGUGGAGAAGAUGAUGUACGACCAGAGGCAGAAAUCUAUGGGGCUGCCCACAUCUGAAGAGCAGAAGAAACAAGACAUCCUGAAGAAGUUCAUGGCUCAGCACCCAGAGAUGGAUUUCUCUAAAGCCAAAUUUAGCUGAAAAUGGCUGCUGGCCGUCUACUCCACGUCCUGUUUCAUGAUGGAUCCUGUUGGAGCCACCGCUGGGCACUGAACCAUCAUUUCCUUAAUGAUACGGUUUCUUUAACCCCUCAGUUCUUCAGUUCAUGUGUUUAUUUGCUGCAGAGUCUGUUUGAUCAAUGUGAGCUCAGCGAUGCAUCUCUGCAUGUGGUAUCUGAUAUUUAAAGAUGUCCAUUUUCUUUUUUUAAUAAAUCGAUUUAA